Alosa sapidissima (American shad) is the source of this 3545-nucleotide messenger RNA. RefSeq names its product inhibitor of nuclear factor kappa B kinase subunit beta (gene ikbkb). Gene Ontology annotation, biological process: positive regulation of transcription by RNA polymerase II; tumor necrosis factor-mediated signaling pathway; peptidyl-serine phosphorylation. Gene Ontology annotation, cellular component: cytoplasm; IkappaB kinase complex. Gene Ontology annotation, molecular function: ATP binding; IkappaB kinase activity. NCBI's taxonomy places the organism in Eukaryota, Metazoa, Chordata, Actinopteri, Clupeiformes, Clupeidae. The record is from RefSeq and is a predicted model, not a curated record.
CCGAUUAUCAGGAAGUAGAAGUAGAGUUUUGUUAUCUUCUAACUGGCGUGUAAUACCAACAACCACACCAGGCAUCGCAAAAUAAGGAAAUAGCGGGCAGCUUAAAGUAGGAUAUCAAUAAUUUAUACUGAACUGACUGUCUGAAGGUGUACGUUAGGCGACUUUAUCUAUCGCCGUGUGAAAAAGACAGCGGGAGGAGCUAAAACUUAAGAGGACAGAGAUGAGUCGUGGUCCCACUCUUCAACCCCAGAUUUAUGGGGUUUGGGAACUGAAGGAACGUUUGGGUACUGGAGGGUUCGGCAAUGUCACACGCUGGCAAAAUAAGGAGACAGAGGAGCAGAUAGCCAUCAAGCAGUGCCGUCAGGAAUUGAGUAAUAAGAAUAAGGAACGCUGGUGUCUGGAGAUUCAGAUCAUGAAGAGGUUGAACCAUCAGAAUGUGGUGGCAGCCAGGGAUGUUCCUGAGGCUCUGCAGAAAUUAGCCACCAAUGACCUGCCCUUACUCGCCAUGGAGUACUGUCAAGGAGGAGACCUCCGCAAGGGUGUUACUUUGAACCUUCUGGAUAACUGCUGUGGGAUGAGGGAGGGCUCCAUCCUCAUCCUACUAAGAGACAUAUCCUCUGCUCUGAUGUACCUCCACAACAUGAGAAUUAUCCACCGAGUGAAGCCCGAGAACAUUGUCCUCCAGCAGGGAGAGAAGAGACUGAUCCAUAAGAUCAUCGACCUUGGCUAUGCUAAAGAGCUCGACCAGAGCAGCCUCUGCACGUCUUUCGUUGGAACCCUACAGUACCUGGCUCCAGAGCUGCUGGAGCAGAAGUCUUACACAGUCACAGUGGACUACUGGAGCUUUGGGACGUUGGUGUUUGAGUGCAUCACAGGAUUCCGCCCUUUCCUGCCUACUUGGCAGCCUGUGCCUUGGCACUCUAAGCUGCAGAAGAAGCAUGAGGAUGAUAUUGUGGUGUUUGAGGAUCUUCAGGGAGAUGUGCACUUCUCCAAACACCUGCCACAGCCCAACAACGUCAACAAGUUCCUAGCGAGUAAGCUAGAGUGCUGGCUGCAGCUGAUGCUGAGGUGGAGGCCUGAGGCCAGGGGCCGGGAGAUCCAUGCCAAGACGGGGCGCAAAGAGGUCCAGGAGGGGGGCUCCCACAGUGGAAGCACCUACUGCUUCAAUCAGCUGGAUCUUAUCCUAGAGCUCAAGCUGGUCCAUGUUCUGAACAUGAUCACUGCUGAGAUGCUGACCUACCCCAUGGAGCCCAGUGAGAUGGUGUCCUCCCUGCAGCAGAGGAUCUACAGGGACACCAGGAUCCACCCAGACAACCAGGAGCUGCUGCUGGAGGCCGGCCUGGCCCUGGAGCCUCACAACGAGGCCGCGCAGUGCGCCGUGGACUACAGCACGAUAGAUGGCUCGAGGAGUGAGGUGCCCUUGGUGUUUCUCUUUGACCGGUCCAACUGCAACUAUGCACCUCAAUUCAGCCCUCGACAAUUACCUGACAACAUACGCCUCGUGCAAAAAGAGCCGAAGCGGGUGCUGCAGUUUGUCCCUCUGAGGCGAACGUAUGGUCAAGCCUGGCACACCAUUCGCACCCUCAAGGAGGACUGGCAAAGACUGCAGCAGGGACAGAAAGCUGCCAUUAUGAGUCUAUUACGGCACAACGGCACCCUGUCCAAGCAGAAGAAUGAGAUGGUGUCCAUGCACCAGCGGCUGAGGGCCACUCUGGAGUUCUUCAACGCCAGCCUGCACAUAGACAUAGACAAGUACAAGGAGCAGAGGGUCAGCGGCAUAGCUUCAGAAAAACUCCUCUGCGUGUGGAGGGACAUGGAGCAGACAGCACUCAACUGCGGCCAGACUGAGGAAGUAACAAAGCUAGAGGAGGAAAUGAUGGCACUUCAAACAGACAUUGUAGACCUGCAGAGGCAGCCAUGGAGGAGUGGAGAAGCGUUAGAGUCCCUGGAGGUGAAGGCCAUGGAUCUAUUCAGACGACUUCGAGAGAGGCCACGAGAUCAGCGUUGCCCUGGCGACUGCCAGGAGGUGGUGAAGCUGGUCGUUCAGGCCAUACAGUUCUACGAGAAGAAACUCAGAGACUUCUACUCACACCUGAGUAAGACGGUGCUGUGUAGGCAGCGUGUGAUGGAGUUGUUGCCGCGGGUGGAGGGGGUGGUGCAGCACAUGGCCCAGUGUGAGCAAGAGCUGCUCCAACUGCAGGAGAAGAGACAGAGGGAGCUAUGGGAACUACUCAAGGUGGCCUGUAGUAAAGUGCGCAGUCCUGUCAGUGGUAGUCCUGAUGGAGCUCGGACACCCUUGGCCCCCCCUCUACUCCCACACAGACCCCCGCUCCCCAGCAGCCUCACCACGCUACCCCAGCCUGAGGAGUCUCUUGUCAUGAUUGAGGAGAGCAGGACGUUUGAGAGUCGCCUGCAGAGUCUGUUGCAGGAGGCCAUUCAGGAAACAGAGCAGGACCUGCAGAUGAUGAGGGAAUGGGAGUGGCUGAAAGAUGACAAUCCCCAUACUCUCUGAUUCAGAUUGUGUGUGAGAAAGAUAUAAGGAGAAUGUACUGACCCCAACAAUCCAUGGAUCUGUAGUGCCACCUUGUGGAGACAGAGCGCCAGUGCAGCUGCUGCCCCCUGUAGGCCACUGGUGGAAGUGCUGCUCCUGCACCUCACCUCUCCACACUCGAACCCCUUUUACUUUGUUUUCAUUUUUAAAAUCUGUGUUUGGCCAUCUCAUCAUAAGUGGACAGUGCUUAAUACAAACGUAAACAAGGACCAAAGUUAAAGUUGACUGAUAUUCAGCAGACUCUUUUAUCCAAAGCGACACACACUUGCAGUGGCGGGUUAGGGAAUCAAACCACCCCAGCCGCGAAGGACCAAGACACACUGUGAUUCAAUCACUCAAACCAUUUGCCCAGGUGAUCUGAGACACAUUUGAUUAUGUACAUUUUGUUGUAUGAACACAUUCUGAUGCAUCCCCAAAAUGGAACUUGUUAUGGAUGUGAGGUAGGCAACUCCAUAAAUAUGAACAGAAGUGGUCAUUAACAUGUCCGGAUGUACACCUUGGAAAAUGCCCUUUCAAGGGAAAAAGGACUUCCUGGAUCACUGUAAAAGUGGGGAUUUAGGCGAGAAUAAUUGUUGAUGUUUCAGCACAUCUGUCCAUAGAACAGGACUGUGUGUACAAAGUAAUUUUUUUAGGAAAUGAUUUAAAUGCAGCCAGAGGACCAUAAGAAGCAAUUCAAUGUUAUUUUAUUCCUGUAAGUGGCGAAAAGAGUAAUGCAUUCAAAUCUGGACCACUAUCAUAUAAUGAUGUGUUUUAUGUUUUCUUUAAAGGUAUGUGUCUCUGUGAGGCUUAAAUAGUUUAUUUCUUUUACAAUAUAUAAAGGAUUAUAGGGGAUUUAAAUUUAAGAAAUGGAUGGACGUUUUGAUAUGUAUUUUGGCUGUUCCAUUUUCAUGUUUUAUAUCUUCCUCUUUGGAUAUAUUAUUGGAAAACAACUCAGGUGUCUGUGGGCUGUUAAACGAUUGUGAUGUGUCUGUUAUAUAAAAUAAUUAUGAUUAUG